Molecule: messenger RNA, 2134 nt
Organism: Argentina anserina (silverweed cinquefoil)
Lineage: Eukaryota; Viridiplantae; Streptophyta; Magnoliopsida; Rosales; Rosaceae
Exons: 4
Coding region: 1656-1970 (104 amino acids)
Biological process (GO): RNA splicing; spliceosomal snRNP assembly
Cellular component (GO): precatalytic spliceosome; pICln-Sm protein complex; U4/U6 x U5 tri-snRNP complex
Molecular function (GO): RNA binding
Source: RefSeq, a predicted model, not a curated record
UGUUUAUUGAAUAAUAUCGGUUGAUUUAGUGCUUUGUUUCAUAGCUCUGAUGAGAUAGGUAGCAGUAGGUGUUUUGUGAUCUUAGGUUCUAGUAGUGUUUAGGGUUUUAAUGAGUUUGUAUGCCGCCUCUGAUGAUGAUUCAAAUAUACUUUCGUUCUUCCGAGAUUCUCCGUGCGGCAAAUAUUUGGAGACCUGAACUGAAGGAGGCUUCAUUAUUCGUAAUCAUUAUGUGAUUAUAUAUACAAACUAUACUUGUUUGCUUUUAGGGAUUGGUGCUUUGACUGCUUUCUUUGGUUGUUUUGUUUUGAUUUUCCACUGUUCUGGUGGAUUUUGAUACUUUCAUUAGGUCAUUCGUUAGUGAUUUAUUUUGAUGAUUUGUGUGAAGCAUUGGUUGAUUCGGUAUUUGAGAGAGCAUGGACAAAUGGUCAUAGCCGCAAUGACACUGUAUUUACUGGUUGGAGUGAUGUAUUUCAUGACACAUUGUUAUGUAAUGUUGUUGUAGGUUAUGAAGAUGCUAUUUAUACUCUGGGUAUGUGAGAUUGAUUGACUGGGUUCAUGUAUUUAUUUGCAGGUUUGGUGUGCAGUUUUUGGAACAAGUCUAUAAUAGCUUAACUUUGGUUCAGGAUGUCCAGCCGACCAAUGGAAGUAGAUGUAAGUUAUAACGCUCUUUUUGGUAUUAUGAUUGCGUCUUUAUCAUGUCUGUUGUUCUGUUUUUGCUGGGGUUGUGUUAACUGUUGCUGAAAUUUGUUAUCUAUUUUGCGACAUUGAACUAGCGUUAGUCGGUAGUGUAUACGAAACCCAAAAAGUUUGUUGUCUGUUGUUCAAUUGCAUAUGUUGAUUUGUACAACUACUUAGUGUGCCUAUGGCUUCUAUGUCUAUGCCUGUGUUUCUGUUCCUAGUACUAAUUGAAAUCUCAUUGUCUGAUUUAUCCUAUACAUCCAUGUAGGAUUUAGCUUGGUCUCGGGGGUUUCCCAGUUCCAUAAGUACUGUAAAUGGUAUGGUUUCUUUUCUGUUCUUUUCUUAAGCUUUGUAUUUGAAAACCUUUUUUUUAAUGAAAGAACAAAAGCCAAUUUGCAGAGCAAAGGCAUUUGUAAAAUAUGGCGUGAAUUGCAUUGAAGGUUGGCAAUAAUAUCAAGCGAUUCUCUGUGCCUAUCAGAUUCUCAUAGUUCUGAUUAUGGCCUCGAACAAGUCGUGACAUUUAGUUAUCCUAUAUAUAACCAUCUGACGGAGUUAGUUUGAUAGUGUUCUCUCUUCUUAUAGGUUCCUUUCUUUACUGUUGCACUUUCUUUAUUAAAUGAAAAAAACAAAAGCCAAUUUGCAGAGCAAGGGUGUCCUGUGGCGCAAAUUGCAUUGAAGGUUGGCAAUAAUAUCAAGCAAUUCUCCGUGCCUAUCAAAUAUUAAUUGUUUUGCUUAUGGCCUCGAACAAGUUGUGACAUCCAUUCGUCCUAUAAAUUUAACCAUCUAUAGGAAUAAGUUUGAGAGCUUUCUCUUCUUUAGGUUUCUCUCUUUACUUGGAAACUAUCUUGAUUCAAUGAAAGAAAACAAAACCCAAUUUGCAGAGCAAAGGCGUUCAAUAUUUGUGGCGCAAAUUGCAUUGAAGGUUGGCAAUAAUAUCAAGCGAUUCUCCGUGCCUAUCAAAUUCUAAUAGUUUUGUAAUGGCCUCGAACAAGUCGCGACAUUCAUUCAUCCUGCUAGGGUGUACAGGACCACUCUCGAUUCUCAUGUUGAGUGUCAAGAAUCAUACUCAGGUCCUCAUCAAUUGCCGCAACAACAGAAAGCUUUUUGGCAGAGUGAGAGCAUUUGAUCGGCACUGCAACAUGGUUCUGGAAAAUGUCAAGGAGAUGUGGACUGAGGUUCCAAGGGCUGGGAAAGGCAAGACGAAGGCCCAAGCGGUGAACAAGGACAGAUUCAUCAGCAAGAUGUUUCUCCGCGGAGAUUCUGUAGUCAUUGUUCUGAGGAAUCCCAAGUGAUGUACUGCAGCAUUAUGCUGAAAAUUAUACCCAAUUUACGAACUGGAAACCCUUUGUAGGCUUACUGAAGAUUGAAGAUUGCUGAGAGUGUACAUUUUGACCCGAUGACUGUUACCAAGAUCAAUAUUGUAGUAAAUUUGGACUUUGCAUUACCAUGAUUACCA